Messenger RNA from Echinococcus granulosus, 324 nucleotides. RefSeq lists its product as hypothetical. Lineage: Eukaryota; Metazoa; Platyhelminthes; Cestoda; Cyclophyllidea; Taeniidae. The transcript has a single exon. Bases 1 to 324 code for a protein of 107 amino acids. The record is from RefSeq and is a predicted model, not a curated record.
AUGAAGCGACCGAUUUCACUGUGCUACAAUUCAACAUCUAUCAACUUAUAUAGUGAUCGUGGAUGCGUGAGUGUUGCUUCUGCCAAUCAGCGAACAGCAGCUCCUAUCAGUCGACUUCAACACACUUGCAUCAACUGCAUGCAAUGCCCCAUCUUCACCCACGUCCAUGCACCACUACAUGCUGAUGCAACAUUAUCUUCUUGUAAAUUAUUGUGUCAUUGGAGAUGUGGGUGGUAUUGUGGUAUCAGGGGUAGAGAAAUUGCAACAGAAGAUAUUGACUUCUUGUAUUCAUCGUCAGAACGAAGUCCUUUGUUCUACGACUAA